Messenger RNA from Gamsiella multidivaricata, 1653 nucleotides. RefSeq lists its product as uncharacterized. The record is from RefSeq and is a predicted model, not a curated record. The coding region runs from base 109 to 1578 and encodes 489 amino acids. The transcript is spliced from 2 exons. NCBI's taxonomy places the organism in Eukaryota, Fungi, Mortierellomycota, Mortierellomycetes, Mortierellales, Mortierellaceae.
CCACAACUUGGCAUUGCACACAAAAGAUAUAUAAAGAGGACCACCCACCACCACUACUUAUUUACUUAUUUCUCUACUCACCCUCACAGGACACUUCGAAAACGAAAGAUGACUAGACACUGCAACAACACCACGUCGACAUCACAGUACCCGCCUGUGUGCUGCGUUCACUUGUCUGAGGGCCAACCAUUGCUCGGCUACCACUCACACACUCCGCAGCAAGAACACUGCAUCAAUAUACACGAUGAGAAGUCCGGCAUACUCUCCACUCCAUCGGAACCAUACGCAUGCAAAACAACGCGCCGUCGCAAGUUCUGGGGUCGAUUCUGCGGACUGGUGUUGCUCGGCUGGGUCUACUUUACAUUCUUCCACUUCAACAAGGACCACCGCAACUACGACCACUAUCUUCACAACAACGUCGAUAAUAUCGAUAGCAUCGACAGCAUCGAUACAACGACCGGAUCAGACAUGAACAACGGAGGCGAACGGGAGUCCAGCUGCAGCAAACAUAUGAUCGACUGGACAGCACCCUCACCCUUCUCGACCGAUGCUCCAAACUUCCAGCUCAGGUUCGGAAAGGGCUCCUUUGGCUCGAAAGUCAAACUCCAUCAAGGCCAGGUCUCCCAGCCCACGCUUCUGGUCAGCGGCAAGAUCUCGCCUAUGGACAACAAGGACGGCAGCAUGAACAGCAUGGAUUCAGACACCAAAAUCGUCGACCUCGGCCUUCACAUCGAGAUCAAAGAGUCCAAGGACUUGUUUGAGGCCUUUAUCUGGUUUGAGGACCGCAUUGUCCACGAUGGCCAUAACCGCUACCGCGCCUGUGCCUCUCUUGAGAUCGACAUCAUCUUCCCCGACUCCCUUAAGCGCUACAAGAGCGUCGUUAUCGAUGGAGCAGUUACUUCCAUUUUGACAUACGACCUCAACAUCGCUUUUGACAAGUUGGAUUUCUCGUCCCAGGUUGGAGACCUGGUCUCGAAGGGUUACCUCGCUGCAGAUGAGCUCAAGCUUGCUUAUUCGACGGGUAAGAUCGAGAUCGAGUCCGUCCAGGUUGCCAGCGAGGACAAACCCCUGAAUGUUGAUAUCCACACCAACACCGGAAAGGCCACCGUCAACGUCGAAACGGCGGCUGUGAGCAAGGACGAGCAGAAGGAGCAUAGGAUCUUGGUCACCGCACAGACGGGCGCUGUCGUGGUUGAUGUCCGUCCCAAGUCGACUGAGUUACCUGAGGGCAAGAAGGCUGGAGACUUGGAUAUCUACACCCGCACGAACACGGGGGCUGUCAGGAAUACAAUCUCUCUGGCUAAUGAGGAGCAGGCGCUGAGGUUGAGCUCAAGGUCGUCGACUGGAUCUGUGGGUGCCACUGUCUCGGAUGCGUUCGUGGGACGAUUCUACUUGCAGACUAGCGUGGGAUCAACCAGGGUGAAGGCAGCGGAGGGUUCGGAGAGCAAGAUUGAGUAUGAGAAGCAGACGUCGCAGACAAAGACGGGGGUGAAGGGUGGGAAGGAAAGCGAGAACCAUGGCUCGAUUGAGCUGCACUCAUCUGUCGGAGCUGUUACCCUGGAGUUUUUGUCGCAGUAAGAGAGUAUGAAGGAUGCGCAGGAUGCGUUCCUAGAGCCUAUCUAUCUACAAUAAAUGCGAAUAUUGAUGCCUGGA